Aspergillus glaucus CBS 516.65 is the source of this 757-nucleotide messenger RNA. RefSeq lists its product as uncharacterized. The transcript has 3 exons. NCBI's taxonomy places the organism in Eukaryota, Fungi, Ascomycota, Eurotiomycetes, Eurotiales, Aspergillaceae. The record is from RefSeq and is a predicted model, not a curated record. Gene Ontology annotation, cellular component: plasma membrane. Bases 154 to 699 code for a protein of 181 amino acids. Gene Ontology annotation, molecular function: acetate transmembrane transporter activity.
GGUAGCACCAGCACUGGGACCAACCAGGUGGACCUGGAGCACCAGGCACGAGCGGAAACGCUGGUUGUCGAGUUGCCCAAGUCCCUUGGAGCAGGGUCUGCAUUAGCCCUUGGCGCAUUCGGCACAACCCUGACGACGCUCUCACUGAGUCUUAUGGAAUGGCGAGGCGUUACUGUUACGAAUGCCUUUGUUGCCAAUUUCUUCUUCAUCGCGGCGUUUGGUUUGGUGAUCACGGCACAAUGGGAGCUGUCUAUCGGUAAUGGCUUUGCGUACACGGUUUUUAGUGCUUUCGGUCUUUUCUACGCCGGUUACGGAGCCCUCCUAACACCCGCCUUCGGAGUCGAGCAGGCAUUCGGCAACGAUACAGCGCAGUACAACAACGCAGUCGGAUUUUUCAUGAUCCUGUGGACGGUCUUCGUCUUUACAUUCCUGAUCGGGUCGCUACCUAGCAAUCUCGCGUAUAUAUUGGUGUUUUUCUUCGUGGACUUGGGCUUUCUUACUGUCGCGGCGAGCUACUUUGCCGCGGCGGACGGGCAUCAGGCAUCGUCAGUCGCGUUGAAGAAGUCUGGUGGUGCAUUUUGUUUCGUUGCGGGUCUUGUGGGAUGGUAUAUUGUGUUCCAUUUGAUGCUGAAGGAUUCGUUGCUGGAUCUCCCAUUGGGUGAUACUAGUCGCUAUUUUGCGAAGAAGAAGCGCACGUAAUUUGUAUAGAGGGAUUAUUUGGAUGUUCGACAUACGGAGUACAUAGAUAGGGCAGUGG